Dichotomopilus funicola is the source of this 987-nucleotide messenger RNA. Its product is annotated as regulator of Vps4 activity in the MVB pathway-domain-containing protein. Lineage: Eukaryota; Fungi; Ascomycota; Sordariomycetes; Sordariales; Chaetomiaceae. The record is from RefSeq and is a predicted model, not a curated record. Gene Ontology annotation, biological process: protein transport. The transcript has 2 exons. The coding region runs from base 1 to 987 and encodes 328 amino acids.
AUGCCUCCUCCAUCCACAUUCGUGCCCAAACUCAAAGUCCAACUCAAGCUCGCCAUCGCCCGCCUACGCAUGGUCCAAAAGCGUGAUGAGGCCCUCGCCAAAACCCAACGCCGCGCUAUGGCAACACUCCUCGAGCAGGGCAAAAUCGACUCAGCUCGCAUCCGUGUCGAGAACAUCAUCCGCUCUGACGUCACCACCGAGCUGCACGAGAUCCUCGAGCUGUACUGCGAGCUGCUCCUAGCCAGGGCCGGGUUGUUGGAUACCUCUUCCGCGGCUGCUGGGGGGCCUGGCGCGGGUGCGGGCGCGGUCGGGUGUGAUCCUGGUCUGGAGGAAGCCGUCAAGAGCAUCAUCUAUGCGGCCCCACGGACGGAGAUUAAGGAGCUGACUACCGUGCGCACGUUGUUGGCGGAACGGUUCGGCAAGGAGUUUGUCCUACAGGCGAUGGAGAAUGAGGGCGGUGGGGUGAGUGAGAGGGUGGUGAAGAAGUUGAGUGUGACGCCGCCGCGUGAGGAAUUGGUACAGGGGUACUUGGAGGAGAUUGCGAAGGCGUAUGGGGUUGAUUGGCCACCGGGGAGGCGGGAGAAGGAGAAGCUAGGAGAGGCGCCUGAGUUUGUGGACGGGGAAGAGGGAGGAAAUGGUGAGGAAAGUGAUGGGGAAGGAGGGGGUCAGAGAGCGAAGCAGCAGUUGGAGGCGCCGUUGUCGGGGGAAGCGGAAGGGGAUGGGGAGGCUGAUGCGAGAGCACAGCUAAGCAAGGCCACGCCGCCGAAGGACUUUGGCCCUGCAAGCCCGCUGCAUGUCAACCCGCCGAGCGCGACGACAGAUAACAUUCACCCGAAGGUGACGCUCAACAAGGUGGAAUUGACACCUACGAAGAAGCCGGUUUCCGCUCCGGUUAACAGGAAACCGGCGGAGAAAAAGCCGAGUAUUUCAGACGGCAUUCCUGAUGUUGAUGAGUUGGCGAAGAGGUUUGCGGCGUUGAAGAGGUAG